This is a messenger RNA of Hemicordylus capensis (graceful crag lizard), 411 nucleotides long. RefSeq names its product oocyte zinc finger protein XlCOF20-like. The transcript is spliced from 2 exons. The record is from RefSeq and is a predicted model, not a curated record. Bases 1 to 411 code for a protein of 136 amino acids. Lineage: Eukaryota; Metazoa; Chordata; Lepidosauria; Squamata; Cordylidae.
AUGCUCAGAAUUUGGAAAGAACUUCACUCGGGAAAGAGCUUCACGGAGGGUGAACAGCUUACUGUCCAUCAGAGAGUCCACACAGGAGAAAGGCCUUUUAAAUGCUCAGAGGGUGGAAAGCUGUUCAGUCAGAAGUCACAGCUUACUAACCAUCAAAGAAUCCACACAGGAGAGAAAGCACAUACCUGCUCAGAGUAUGGAAGGAGGUUCAGUCAUAAAGCAACACUUACUUACCAACAGACAGUCCACACAGGAGACAAGCCAUUUACCUGCUCAGAGUGUGGAAAGAGCUUUAUUCAAAACCUACAACUUACAUUGCAUCAAAGAAACCACACAGGAGGGAAACCAUAUACCUUCUCAGAGUGUGGAAAGAGCUACAGUCACAACCGAACGCUUAUAUUGCAUCAAUGA